AUGCUGCCCGCUCUGCGAAACCGAAGUGUGCUCUCAGCCGCCGCUCGGCUGCACGCCGGCCCCGCCUCGCGUCGCACCUUCGCCCAGGUCUCGGACGCCACCCCGGUCAAGUCUGCUGUCGAAGUCGAGCCUUAUCUGCUGGAGGAGCACCCCUCCUACCUCGCCAAUGACAAGGAGGCCAUCUCGAAGCUCCCUCCCUUUGUCAUCUCUCGCGAGCGCGGAUUCCUCCCUCGCGAGGACCCGUUGGUCGAUCUGCCACCCGCGUUCUCCGGGCUCGAUUCGCUGCUCAAGCGCAUGACGAUCCACCAGCCCGCCGACGCCUCUGGCCACCGCGCAACGGGUCUGCUCGGCAAGGGCGAGUUCGGUGAUGCCGUUCUCGACGAGCUCUCCCCUACUGGUCCGGAAGCCAAGGCGGUGGACGCAGCCAUCGAGGCGGGUAACUCUCACCUCCUAGCCGCGCUCUUCAGAGACUACUGCUUCGCCACUUCCGCCUACCUCCUCGAGCCCGUGGAUCGCUCCUUCCGUCAAACGGGACUGUACACCCAAGGCCGUGAUGUGUUGCCCGCUCAACUGGCAGUACCGCUCAAAAAACUCGCCGACAAACUCGGUCACUUCCCCUACAUGGAGUACGCCUCCUCCUACGCACUCGUCAACUAUCGCUUCAAGGACCUCCACCACCAGGGUCCCGCCGGUCGAUACAGCUUCGACAACAUGGACCUGAUCCGUUCCUUCGAAGACGCUUCGGGUUCCGAACGCGGAUUCAUCCUCGUCCAUGUCGAGAUGGUUUCGUACACCGGUCAGCUGGUUUCUGCUACUGAAGACGCCCUUCGAGCAGUCAACGCGGCAGACUCAGUCGCAUUCGAGGAUGCGCUGGAACGGCUGCUCGUCGUCUACCGAAAAAUCAAUGCUUCGAUGGAAACCAUGUGGUCCCGUUCCUUGCCCGCGGACUAUCUCAAGUAUCGCAGCUUCAUCUUCGGUACGGGUCCCAAGAAGAUGAAUGCCAUGUUCCCCAACGGUGUCACCUACGAGGGGGUGUCCGAUGAACCUCAGUUCUACCGUGGUGAAAGUGGUGCGAAUGAUAGCAUCAUCCCCACGCUGGAUAAUUUGUUGGAGAUCACGGCGCAUAUGCCGAACAACGAUCUGACCAAGACGCUGCGCGACUUCCGUUCGUACCGCCCGCGCAACCAGCGGGAGUUCCUAGCGCAGCUCGAGGCAAGGGCCACCCUCGCUGGCGUGAGGAACUUCGCCAUGGGCAGCAGUGCCAGGUCGAAAGCGUUGUAUGUUCUGCUGGUGGAUCAGGUGCGAGAGUUCAGAAACCGACACUGGAUGUUUACCAAGAGCUACAUCAUCCAACGCUCCACCUACGAUAUUGCCACGGGAGGCAGUCCGAUUCUGCAGUACCUGCCGAGCAACUUGGGGACGGUGUUGAAGGUGCUCGAGGAGAGCUGUGGAGAGUUUACCGGCGAGGAUGCCCGGGCUCUGGGCGAUGGAAAGAACAAGCAGGCGAGGAUUGGAGAUGCGGAGCUGCUGGAGGAGGUGUUGGCUGCGGGCAAGCGGGCCAAGGUGCAGCGAAGGGUGCUGGAGAGGGAGGUGGCCGAGUUGGUGAGGGAGAAGGAGGAGAGGGUGCGCGUAUUGGGUGAUGCCGAGAAGGGAAGGGGGAUGUUGGGUGAGCAGCGGGGUAUGAAGAGGGGUGCGGUUGGUUGCGACGGUGUCGGUUGA
Molecule: messenger RNA, 1719 nt
Organism: Kalmanozyma brasiliensis GHG001
Lineage: Eukaryota; Fungi; Basidiomycota; Ustilaginomycetes; Ustilaginales
Product: Indoleamine 2,3-dioxygenase
Exons: 1
Coding region: 1-1719 (572 amino acids)
Molecular function (GO): heme binding; metal ion binding
Source: RefSeq, a predicted model, not a curated record